UAGAUACUGUGUAACUCAUUCAUUGUCCCACAUACUGCUUAAUAUACACCCUCAACACUCAAGCUAACUUCAAGCUAGACGAAACCUAGCAAAGACUGAUCAUCACAACCGAUAGCGGCAGUAGGUCUCUUUUGUUCAAACUAGUGGAAAUUCUUGCUUAUCAGAUGAUUGAAACAUCAAAUAUCACACGUAAAACAGUUACAGAAUUUGGUUGUAUAAAGAAUGACAGUAAAAUUGACCGGUACAUAAAUGAUCAUUCUUUACGUUUAUCAGACGCUCAAAAAUGGCUUUUAAAGAAAACAAAAGAUGAUCCCAAAGCAUAUUACUUAAUAUCAAGUCUUGAAAUGCAACUUUUAUCGAAUAUGUGCUAUGCAAUAAAUGCCAGAAAAACAAUUGAUAUUGGAGUUUAUACUGGAUAUAGUACACUGUCUAUCGCUGAAGUAUUACCUUCAGAUGGUUGUGUGUUAGCCUUAGAGAUAACAGAUACUUAUCUAAAAGAUUAUUGUAUACCGGCUUGGAAAAUGGCAAAUGUCGAAUCGAAAAUUGACUUUCGACUUGGUGCAGCAACUCAAACACUACAAAAUUUGAUUGAUAAUGGACAAAGUGAAACAUUCGAUUUUGCUCUUAUUGAUGCUGAUAAACAAAAUUAUAGUAAUUAUUAUGAAUUAUGUCUUAAACUGAUCCGACCUCGUGGUAUAAUUGCAAUUGAUAAUGUCAUUUGGUCCGGGCUUGUGGUCGAUGAGACCGAUCAAACUUCCGAAACUGUUGGUAUAAGGAAAGUAAAUGACUUGAUAGCUGGAGAUAAUCGUGUACGAAUCUCUUUGCUAAAUCUUGGAGAUGGGUUAACAAUAGUUGUGAAAAAAUGAUCUUUGGGAUACAUAUUCUACAAACAUACACAUGUAUUUGUAUCUACAUUCAUGUUGAUACAUAUACGUGGAUAUCGAUCUAGGUUGACAUUCAUUUUUUGGUAUAACCGACAUUACGUAAUCAGUUUAUUAUUUUUCGAAAUGUGAUUUCAUUUUCCAAUAUUAAUGAUAUUGUAAUAAA
Molecule: messenger RNA, 1047 nt
Organism: Schistosoma spindalis
Lineage: Eukaryota; Metazoa; Platyhelminthes; Trematoda; Strigeidida; Schistosomatidae
Source: the annotation of a GenBank genome assembly